This is a messenger RNA of Alligator mississippiensis (American alligator), 7400 nucleotides long. RefSeq names its product pleckstrin homology and RhoGEF domain containing G4B (gene PLEKHG4B). NCBI's taxonomy places the organism in Eukaryota, Metazoa, Chordata, Crocodylia, Alligatoridae. The record is from RefSeq and is a predicted model, not a curated record. The coding region runs from base 1112 to 6541 and encodes 1809 amino acids. Gene Ontology annotation, molecular function: guanyl-nucleotide exchange factor activity. The transcript has 31 exons.
CCGUCCCCCGCCGGCUCCUGCUCUCCCGCCUCCCGUCAGCCCCUCGCUGGCGCCGCGCAGGGCAGCGUCGGCUCCCACCUGCUGCGGGGCCUUUCCCGCGGGCUCGGGAGGGCCAGCGCACGGUGGAAGCCUUGGGAGGCUCCAGGCACCUGCUUGAGGAUCGCCCGUGGAAACUCCUUCAGCGUAUGAACCUGGUACUUUUCAAGCCAAAGAAGUGUUGUCAUCCUGGAGAUUUUGUCAUCUCCUGUAAGAAGUGGCACUUCUAACCUGAGCCAUUGAAAUAAGGGGCCUUGUAAGCACUAAGGCUACAUGCUGUUGCAGAGAGACACAAAAGGGAGGACCCAAAGAGGCAAGGGGGGAACCCUGGGAGCAGGAAUCCAGGGAAGAACAGGGAGAAAAAAGCAAAAAUAAAAGGGAACACUCACCUGCAGCGAGACCCGCAGCAAAUUGGAAACACCAGGAGGAAUCAUCAGCCGUGCCUUCAUACAGCUGCGGCCGGCCGGUGACGUCAGUGGCGAUCGCUGGUUGGCCGAAAUAAAGCGAGCGGCCAGCAAAGAGGUGAGGGGACAGACGCCAGCAGAAAUCCCAGCCAGAGGGACCUCCAUUAAGCUCCGAGUGGAGUGAGCAGGGCCAGAAGCAGUGUUCUCCAGCAGGGGAGGAUUCAAUGCCUCGCAUGGCGAGCCAGGAGCCACUGGCUGCAGCAAAGAGGACACUGCACUAGGAGCAGGAGCUCCCACGCGAAGAACCAAAGAACAGGAAGGAAGAGCCCAGAAGGACCCUAAUUCCAGCGGCCACCAUGGAGGAGGGGGAGGUGCCAACCCACUACCCAGCAUCUGAUCAGAUCAAGCAUAGUCCUGUGCUUACCUGGCAAGGGAAGCACUGUGACCAUCAAGAUGGCCUUCCUAGUUGCACCCGGGGAAGACUGCUGUCCUGUCAUAGGGAUAGUACCUGCCAAGCUUUAGGUUGAGAACUCAAUUUCAAUGAAAAGGGAAACUUCACCAGACAGUCCACUUCUCUUCAGCGCCUGAGGUCAUAAAGAAAAUCCUAUUCAGACAGUUUAUAAAGGAAAGCAUGCAGCUGGGUUUUAAAGUUCUGAAAGCUGUUGUUAAAAAUGCAAUCUUCUGAAUCUCAGACUGAACUGAAGCAGAAUCACAUGACGCCAUCACCCUGGAAAGCCAGAACCAGCCCAGAAACAUACAGGGAAAAAACACUAAGGGACUCUGAAUCCCUUGACAUAUAUAUACAGAACACGCUGUCUUCAUUAUAUCCGCCUUUCGAGGCUACAGCUGCCACUGUUCUGUGGCAACUUUUCAGCAUAGUUGAAAAGCUGUAUCGAGGAGAUGGCCUCAGGUGUCUAAUUGAUUUCCUUGUCCCUGCCAAGAGAGCCUUGCAGUGUAUUCAGCAAGAAACCUGUGCUAAAUACACUGGUCUAAUUUUCUACCAUGAGGGCUGGCCAUUGUGUAUCCAUGAAAAGGUGGUGGUCCAGUUAGCAUCUGUGCACAAAGUCCGUCUAAAGCCAGGAGAUUUCUACUUUCAAAUAAUUUCUGCAGGGAAGCAAUCCGUGAAGCUCGUUUUAAAAUGCCUCUCCAGACAUGGGCGUGGAAUAGAAGAAAUCACCGUGCCUGAAACCAUGUAUGGAUGGAUUUUUACAGCAGAAUUUUUAGAAAAUGUAAAUUGUGAAAGAGAAAACUUCCCCUUGCAAAGCUGUUUACUGACUGCAGGCCCAGCUGUGUAUAGAACCCCUUGGGAGAAUAUAGUGAACCCAAUCUUUGUCCCUACAACUGAAACAAUCCUGCAUAAUUACUCCAGUAACCCGCUCCUCAAACAGCUAAUCAGCAGCAAAACUGAUGUUAAAACCAUGACACAGACCAUGGAAAGCAAUAGUUCACGUGAUAGUUCUACUUCCAAUGAUACUGGCUCUACUGUUAUAGAAGCACCAUUUUUUGACCCCCAUGGAAACCAAGGGAGUGGUGUAUCCAGUUCUGUUCAUGCCCCUGAAAGCAGGAUUGAAUUGGAGAGUCCUCAGGCCCCAACUGAGGAGAGCAAAGAAGAUUACAUAAAUGUUGGUGUGUUUUCUAAGGAUUGCCCCAGCAUCACAAACAUGGCAUUACCACAGUCCAUCAAGCCUGCAGAGAUGACUGAAAGGUUAGCAGAUGAAGCAUUAUCUCCCAGGAUGGAGAAAAAGAAUAGUGCCAAAAGCAUUGCUUUCUGCACAGAUUUGAGCAGCCCGUGUCCAAGACGACAACAACUCAGGGAUUCUUUGUAUUUUGAGACAAGACGCUUAUUUAGGAAGUCAUACAUAGAAGCUUUGCAAAACCCCAUGAAUCUUGGUUCCAGCUCAGAGGAGUCCAUUGCAGAAGAGGAUACUACACACCAGCUAAUGGACUCAUCUGAAGUCAGGGAUGAGAUGAGAUUCUCUGAGAGCAAAACGAGCGAGAAACAGUUCAAAAAGGAAAGUUCUCUUUCUGACAGACUUACAUCAGAGGAGGAAACAAGAGAGAUUAUAAGCCCUGAUUGUUCCCAGGCCUCAAAAAAAGUGCUCAUACCUCACGAAACUCUCCCAGUAGCAGACUGUAGGGCUGGCCCACGAAGGUCUCGGUCUUUAGACAGGUCACAUAAAAGUUCACAUAGUAAAGAACAGAGACCCAGGGUGUUCUCAGAUGAUUCAGCAGGUGGAAACCCUAAAAAGCUGUUAAAUGGGCAUGCUUUAAGACUGGGGAAGCUGGACUCUGAUGGUCAAUUAUUUGCUGGUAUGAAAAGCCACAAGUGUCACAAAGAGGAUGAAGAUUAUCCUCACAACUCAGCAGUGACAGAUGCAAAAAGCAGUUUCCAAGGUGAUGAGUGUAACACAACUACAGAUGCUUCUCCUAUGCUAUUCCAUUGUGAGAGUGAGCUGCUGUCUACCAGUGCUGGAGACAUUUGCCACAAAUUACCAAACCAAUCACUUGACAUCAACCAAGAACUACUGCAGUCUGGAGUCCUAUCUCUGUGUGGAAGCCGAGACCGUGGUGGGAGAGCAGUGGUACAAGUCUGUACAAGGCACCCCAUUUGGUUAAGUGAACAUUCCAUAACUACAAAGCUUGCUAGCCUUCUGAUGUAUUUCUACAGCAUUCCCAGGAAGGAGGUUCGUGACCUUGGACUAGUUAUUUUAGUGGAUACUCGAAAAUGCCAACCUAUUCCUUCUCUCUUCAAAGCUUUUGCAACAGUACAGAAUGUAGUACCUCACUCCAUUCACAAUGUCCUGAUACUGACCGACAAGGAAUCUGCUUUUAAGCCUGACAAAGAUGCUACAAUUCAGUAUGAAGUUUUUACAUCACUAAAGACUCUGCAUAAGCUCAUUGACUCUACACAGUUAACAGCAGAAUUUGACGGAACUUUUAUGUAUAACCACAAUGACUGGCUGCGUUUCCGAAGGAAACUGGAACCUUUUAUUACAAACUGCAAAGAGGCCAUUGUCUUUCUACAAAACUCAGUCUGUUCGCUGAGCAUCAACAGAACCCUCAGUACAGUGCAGGAGGUCAAUGACUUAAUCAACAAGCACAAAACAAUGAUGAAGCUUGUUCUGGAAGAUGUUCUGCUGGUAACAUUAAGGUUAGAAGGUGGGACGAUCCUUGCGAGACUUAGAAAAGAAGAAUUCUGCAACACAGAAGAUUAUCGAGAUGCCAUGGAGUCUAUAACAAGAUUGUACAACCAAGUAGAUGAGGAGGUCCAUAGACUGGUUCUGUUAUCUAAUAAGUGUUUCCAACAACUGGAAAAUCUUCGGGAAGUAAGAAAAUUUGAAGAAGGCUGCGAUCAGAUAAAACUCUGGUUUGAAAAUGAGAGAGAAAGAUACCUUAGCCCGUUGGAACAAGACGGCCUUUCACUUGAAAACGUGAAGAAGCAGCAAGAAGAAUUCCAAGUUUACAGUGACAAAGCCAUGCAAUACUAUGGGAAAGGACUGCAACUGGUACAAGAACACUGCUCACUGAACUUGGAAGAAAAGGUUCAAGCCUUCAAGAGGUAUCUGAGUAACAUCAGCACUGAGACUGAGAAAAGGAGGAAUGAGUUAGAGAAGCUGGUCACCUUGUACGAAUUCUAUGAGACGGCACAAGGGUGGAUGUCACACUGCAAUGAGUAUCUUGAAUGUAUAACUGCCAAAACCAAGUAUUCUCAGUCAGAAGUUCAGUGUUUGCAGAGCUGCUACCAAGAAGCUAAGAAGGUUUCUUCAGAAAACUUUAAAAAAGUGAAUGAGCUGGUGUUGGGCUUGGGAAGCAAAAAGGAACUGAAACAAUGGAAUAUUUUAUGGCUGAAAUGUCAGCAAACAAGGCACCAUUUAGAAGAGGUCCUUUCUGAAGCUCUCAAAAGUUCCAGCAAAGAAUCUUCUUGCAGAGUCCCCAAGGAAGCUGGAAUAAAGAUUAACUAUGAGCCAAGCCAAUCGUCUUCUCACCUCUCUUCCAGCAGUGAUGACAGCAUCUGGGAUUUUAAUGCUAAACCACCGCAUAACCCUCCACAGGCCAGCCUGCCCUCAGGAGUACCAUCUCUUUUACUUCAUAAGCAUGCAAAUCAAAAUAUGGAUGUGUCUGUGCAAUUCAGUGCAUCUCCGCCACAGACACUAGCUAAACUCUUCAGUGAGCCUCAAAGGACUAGUCCAAACUUAGAAGAUACAGACAGUAUUUCCACCUCAGGAUCAGCUUCCUGCUAUUCCGAGCCAAUCCAGUCACCAGUUAUUUGCCACAGAAGGCAUCCACUAAAGAAAAUCAUGAAGAAAACGCAGAGCUUUGAUUUUACCCAGCAUGAAAGCAGCCAUAGUGAGUUGCACCGCCAUGGAUAUACGGGAGUUUAUAUUAAAGGGCUAGAGGUAGCCAGCAACAUUGCUGCUGAGAAGAAAUACAUGCAACGCUUGAAUAUAAAAAGCCCUUUGAUUAGUAGAAACCGAAGUCUAUCAUCACCAUCAAGGAUCCACCAUACAGAAGAAGAAGACAAGAAGAGAGCUGGAAGCAGUAAAGUGCAACAUAUAAUGGAUGAGAUGAUCACAACAGAAAGGGAAUAUGUUAGAUCCUUAGGAUAUAUCAUCGACAACUAUUUUCCAGAAAUGGAAAGAAUUGAUUUACCUCAGGAUUUGCGAGGGAAGCGGAACAUUAUCUUUGGGAACCUGGAGAAGCUCUAUGAUUUCCAUUGCCAGUAUUUCCUAAAAGAGCUGGAACAUUGCAGAGACCUCCCACUGCGGGUCAGCCACUGUUUUCUCAGACAUGAAGAACAGUUUGGGAUGUAUGCACUAUACAGCAAGAACAAACCACAGUCAGAUACUUUGCUUACAAGCCAUGGAAAUGCAUUCUUCAAAAAUAAGCAACAGGAUUUGGGUGAUAAGAUGGAUUUGGCUUCUUACCUGCUGAAACCUAUUCAGAGAAUGAGCAAGUAUGCACUGCUCCUGAAGGAUAUGAUUAAGGAGUGCACUAAGACUCAGGAGCAGGAACUCAGUGAUCUUAGGUCUGCUGAGAUAAUGGUGAAAUUCCAGCUUCGCCAUGGAAAUGACUUGCUUGCUAUGGAUGCCAUCAGAGGAUGUGAUGUCAAUUUGAAAGAACAGGGACAACUAAGAUGCCAAGAUGAGUUUAUCGUUUGCUGUGGAAGAAAGAAGUACUUGAGGCACGUCUUCCUUUUUGAUGAUCUUAUCCUGUUUAGCAAGACAAAAAAGAUUGACGGGGGAUAUGACAUCUAUAUGUACAAACAGUCAUUCAAGACUGCUGAGAUUGGGAUGACAGAGAAUGUUGGGGAAAGUGGUCUGCGAUUUGAAAUCUGGUUUCGGAGGAGGAGGAAAACCCAAGACACAUACAUCCUCCAGGCAAACUCAGCAGAAGUUAAAGUUGCUUGGACCAGUAUCAUAGGAAAAAUUCUCUGGAGACAGGCCCUGAGAAACCGAGAGCUCAGAAUGCAAGAAAUGGUGUCUAUGGGAAUAGGCAAUAAACCUUUCAUGGAUAUCAAACCCAGUGAAGCAGCCAUAAGCGAUAGAGCAAUAGAUUAUAUCAUGAAGGGAACAGAGUCAAGAUCUCGAGCAUCUAUAGCAGUUUCUUCAUUUGACCACUCCACACCUUUUAAGAGACCACAUUCUACCAUCUCUAACAGUAGUACAUCUUCCUCAAGUAGCCAGUCCUCCUCUUCCAUUCUGGGAUCACUGAACCUGCACGUGUACACUAGUCCAUCUCCUCCAAGCUUGCUAGGACCACCCUUCUACCACUGGUCAUAUGAUAUUAGAACCUGCAUUGAGGAGGAUGAACUGGAGCAGGAAACUGGCAGUCAACCUUCAAUGAUCACAGAGAGUUCAGAGUCCUCCCAGUGUACAUCAGGUGAGAGUGUAAGUGGCUUCAGUAGCUCGGCCCAUUUUGGCUUGUCCCAACUCCCUACAGAGACAUUCUUGGAUGAAGGUGCUUCCAACACUGACUCCAAACCUCCUUCCCAGUGCACAUCUCCCACUCUACCUGAGAAGAAUCCUAGAUCAAAGCACAGCAGCCCAUACGUCACAGAUAACAAAACCUCUCAUGUAUUAGGCCUCUCAACAAUGGUUUGACUGACAGGCAUAAAUUCACUAUGAGUCAUUGGAUUCUGAAGACAUUUUCCAAGGCCCGACACUGCUGUUCCACAUCACCCUGUGUUCAAUCUAUCAUGAAAAGCCUCAGACAUGUUUUGUGGAUUCCAUUCUUGAAACAAAACCUGUUGCAGGAUAUUUUAACAGCUGCAAAAGUAAACGUCUAAGUAUUUGCUUUAAAUCAACCAGAGAAGGGAGAGCUCUAUUUUUCUUUGUAAUUUUUGCAAAAAUUACAGAGUUGUCAAUUUGCACAGUAUGAGCCAAAUUCCGCUCUGAGACAAGCAAGCAGGCAGCUUCACCUACUAUCAAGGCUUUCAAGGGCAUACAACUUGACCUUGUAUGUGUGUGAGACAACUCAGAAUACUUUUUUUCCUCCUGCUCUAACCUGGAGCUUGUACAUAGCAGAUGAUGUAGAUGAUACUUUAUUUUGUGCAAUCCUGUAAAUGUAGGAACCAGUAAUAAAUGAACUAAUAUCUGUACAAAAAGAAAAGUGUACAAACUGCUUGAAACUUUUGUAAAUAAUUAUUUUAUUGUCUUACAUUUUAAAAUACUGGUUAUUAAGACAGAUGCAUUUUUAUUUACUUGCUAGUGUCUUCUCCAGAAGUUUGGAGAGGUAAACUUUGUAAUAAUAGUAUUGUGGACUUAGAAUAGGGCAUUUGUUUCUAGGGAUUGAAAACAAGUAUUUGUAACCAUUUUCAGAUAUCAGUUAUGAAAGCAUAUUAUUGUUCAUCUGCUGUUGGAAACAGUUUGUUUUUUGUUACUUUGAACACUGCCCUGGUUUAAUACUUUUUUUUUUUAAAAAGAUACAAUAAAUGAAAUAAUUUCUACCAUGUUACAUUUA